AUACUUUCGUACGAGUGUCUUUACUGGGGUAUUUUCAUCUUUACAAUAGUAUUUAUUUUUCCCCAACCAUUAAACCAUUUUCUCAUAAAUUAUUCGAAUUUUUCUUUAUAAAAAAAAACAUACCAAACAAAUAAUUCAUUAAGACAUAUUUUUGGUGCAAUGUGAUUGAUUUAUGAUUUAUUAUCUUUUAAGGGUGCAAAGUGCUAAAAUGAUAUACUUUGAGGGCGUUAAGUGGUGAAAUGAUAUAUUUUAAGGGUGCAAAACUGAAUUAAACCGAAAAUUCCCAAACUGUGUUCUCCUCCGUUGAACUCCACAAUGCAGAAACUGAAAAAAGUGUCGCCAUUCAGACUCAACUCCCUCCUCCGCCUCCAAAAGGACCCGAAACUAGCCCUCCACCUCUUCCUCAACCCCGAAUCCGGUGCCCAGAAUCCGAACCCGAACCCGAACCCGGACCCGAAAGCCAAACCCUUCCGUUACUCUCUCCUCUCCUACGACCUCAUCAUCUCCAAGCUCGGCAGAGCCAAAAUGUUCUCCCAAAUGGAAACCAUCGUCGAUAAGUUGAAACACGACACCCGAAUCACCCCCGAGGAGAUAAUUUUCUGCAACAUUAUCACGUUCUACGGCCGAGCACGCUUGCCCCAGAAAGCACUCCAGGUGUUCGACGAAAUUCCCACUUUUCGAUGCCAUAGGACGAUCAGAUCGGUCAAUACGCUCUUGAACAUUCUUCUCCGGUGUCGGGAGUUUGACAAGAUGGUGGAAGUGAUUUCUGGGAUUGAGAAGUACGCGGCCCCUGAUGCUUGUACGUACAACAUUAUGAUCAACGCGUGCUGUGUGAUGUCUGAUCUGGAGAGAGCAUGGUACGUGUUUGAUGAAAUGCGCAGGAGAGGGGUUGAGCCUAACCCUGUGACAUUCGGGACUUUGAUCAAUGGGCUUUGCGUGAAUUCGGAGUUAGAGAUGGCUUUCGGUUUGAAGAAAAGGAUGGAGAUGGAUUUCAAGAUCAAGCCUAACGCGCGUAUCUAUGUGGCGUUAAUUAAAGGGCUUUGUAAAGGUGGUCACUUGAGUAAGGCGAUAAAGUUAAAGGACGAAAUGCUGAGAAAGAAGAUCGAAUUGGAUCCUGCAGUUUAUUCCACCUUGAUUAGUGCGUCUUUUAAGGCCGGUCGAAAGGGGGAAGCUUCUGGGUUUCUAGAGGAAAUGAGAAGAAACGGGUGUAAGCCGGAUACAGUAACGUACAAUGCGAUGAUUCACGGUUUUUGUCAGGAGAACGAAUUCGAUUCAGCUUUCGCGGCUCUGAGCGAGAUGGAGAAAGAGGGGCUAAAACCGGAUGUGAUUAGUUACAACGUGAUUAUUGGUGCGCUGUGCAGGGAGAGAAAAGUGGAAGAAGCUAACGAUUUAUUACAAGAUAUGCCACGACGAAAAUGCGCCCCCGAUGCGGUGACGUACAGGACAAUGCUCGAAGGUUUUUGCGAUUUGAAGCAGUUCAAGGAAGCAGCGAGUGUUUUAGACGAGAUGAUUUUUAAGGGAUAUGCUCGUCAUUCGUCUAGCAUAAGCAAAUAUAUCGAUGAUUUGUUGGAAGGGAAGAAUGAAGAAGUAUGGGGGUGUUUGUUUAGUUUGGUGAAAAGAAAUCCAACCGAUAGAUGUAUAUGGAGACUGUUAACUUCUUUGGUCUGCAAGAACAACCGUUCCGAUUCUUACGAGCUUUUUGAUCGGCUAAUAAACGGUGAUUCUCUCUCGGUCGGUUAGAUAUGCUGGAUGAUUGCACUUGAGUGAAUCAACUUGAGUUUCAUGGUCAUAUACAGUCGUAAUAGAGAACCUUAAUUCUGGACUAAAAUCAUUCUCCCAAUAGUAUCCUUGGACGACGACAGAUUGACAGGUCUCGUGAUGCAUGAAUGAAUUGUCUGCUACUUUACGAAAUUAUCGGUGUUAGUCUCGUGGAAAGUCAAUCGAUUUUGUUAUCUUUAGAGCUUUUUCAUCUUUAAUAACAGCUGGUGCUAUAUUGUUUUCUUCUUAUUUACCACAAUUAUUGA
Messenger RNA from Erythranthe guttata (spotted monkey flower), 2024 nucleotides. RefSeq names its product Pentatricopeptide repeat (PPR) superfamily protein. NCBI's taxonomy places the organism in Eukaryota, Viridiplantae, Streptophyta, Magnoliopsida, Lamiales, Phrymaceae. Gene Ontology annotation, molecular function: protein binding. The record is from RefSeq and is a predicted model, not a curated record.